ACCAAAAGCCCCAAGCUGCGGCGAGCCAGCGGGCAUCCCCUUCCCCAGUCCACGGCUGCACCUGCACGCACCGCCCUAAACGUCCACGCACUCACGUUAAGGCGCACGCUUCUCCGCAACCUUCCCAGCACUUUCCCCUCCGUCUCCAGCGCCUGGUCUCCGCCUCCCGCGCGCGCCCGAUGCAGAUGCCGCCGUCGCGGCCGAUCUGACGCCAUCGGUCGCCGGCCAUGAGGCCUCGCCGCCGGGCCCUCUUCCCGUUGCACAGCGCAGGCGCUGGGGCCUGCGGUGACCCGUGGGCCGACUGCCAGACACCACCGCCGGUUCCCAGCACUCCUGAUUCCGGCCCUGGCCCUUCCCCAUCGCUGCCUCCCUAUGGCGAUCUACCGUGCCCUCCCGUUUUGUCGCCGUCGCCGUCUCCGUCGCCUGCUCCCGCGCAUAACGGUAGGAGGAACCAGGGAGGGACGCAGGGAUACGGGCCCCCACCCGGUGCAGGCGACCACGACCGACGGCACCUCGUCAAAUACGCGCUCAUCGCCGCCGGGGUGUUCGCCUUCGUAUGCCUGAUCCUGCUCGGCGUCUCGGUGGCCGUGCGGCGCCGGCAGGUCCGGCGGAGGCGGCAGGCGCUCCUCGCACCGCCUAUCCCAUUCCCCGAGGGCGCGGCGAACGUCGGCGGCGGCGGCGGGCACGACCACGGGUGGGACGGCGCAGGCGGGGUGGUGCACCACGUCUGGAACAUCCGGACCGUGGGGCUCGACGAGGCGUCCAUCAGUUCCAUCGCCGCCACGCGGUACCGCGCCGGGGCGGGGCUCCUGGGCGCGGCUGACUGCUCCGUCUGCCUCGGCGAGUUCCAGGACGGCGAGCUCGUGCGCCUGCUGCCCAAGUGCGCGCACGCGUUCCACGUCCCCUGCAUCGACACCUGGCUCCGCGCGCACGUCAACUGCCCCGUCUGCCGCUCCGACGUGCUCGACCCCGCCGUCACGGCCGACUCCGGAGGAGGCGGCGAGUCCAGCUCCAGCCCGCCGCCAGCUGAUCCGGACGCGAGUCCCAACGGCGGACCAGAUCAUGUUGGCGCGGCGAGCGACGCAGCCCCGGAUCACGAAGGAGAGGAGAGCGACGGCCUAGACGCUUCGCCCGCACGAGAGGACCAGCAAGAGCGACCCAGCUCCGCACAGCCGCCGCCGCCGCCAGAACUCUUGUGUGCGCUGCCGCGUAACGUGCGGCGCGCGGCAUCCAUGGAUGCCGUGGCGGUGUCAACUGCGGCGAGUGUCGCGGAGCUAGACCGGCUGCCGGAAGUAGCAGCUCCUGAAGAGGAGCAGAUCGGUGGGAGGCGGAAGCGCUGGACGGGCCCGUGCCCGUCCCGCCCGAAGGCAUCGGGUUCGGGGCACCGCAGCAACCUCAGCACCGACUGGCUGCUGGCUCCCAGCGGCGUCCCGAGGUCCUUCUUCUCGCGCCAUUCCCGCGCUCGGAGCUCGGUGCUGCCAUUGUGAGUGAUGGCGGUCUCUGGUGGUACUCGAGCCGAAUUUUGCUCGCUGCUGCUAAUAACGUUUGCUGCUGCCUGCUGGUCGUUGGAUCGACGGCCGCGAUCAGUACGCCCUUAGCUUAUGCUUGUGAUCUCUAAAAUGAGGUUAGAAGUUGAUGAUCGGAUCCAGGAAUUGGAUGUUUGCAACUCGAGAAAUGUAUACUGUACAGCCCUGUUAUUCUCUGCAGAUCGGAUCCAGGAAUGCUCGUUUGAUGAU
Messenger RNA from Zea mays, 1736 nucleotides. RefSeq names its product putative RING zinc finger domain superfamily protein. The transcript has a single exon. Lineage: Eukaryota; Viridiplantae; Streptophyta; Magnoliopsida; Poales; Poaceae. Gene Ontology annotation, molecular function: transferase activity. The record is from RefSeq and is marked provisional. Gene Ontology annotation, biological process: protein ubiquitination. Bases 228 to 1487 code for a protein of 419 amino acids.